Molecule: messenger RNA, 309 nt
Organism: Strongylus vulgaris
Lineage: Eukaryota; Metazoa; Nematoda; Chromadorea; Rhabditida; Strongylidae
Source: the annotation of a GenBank genome assembly
AUGUCGACAGCGGCAACCUACACUGCUCUUUUCAAUUUGCUAGAUUUCCCUGCUGGUGCUGUUCCCGCUGGAAAAGUGACUGCACAGGAUGACGAUGAUCUGCUGAAUGAAGCUAAAUUCCCUACUGGUUACAACAUCGUUUUGAAGACCAUGCGUGAUGCUGCAGCAAAAAGCGUAGGAUUACCACUUUCUGUACAAGUUGUGACACUUCCAUUCGAAGAGGAGAAGUGUCUUCGUGUGAUGGGAGAAGUGGAAAAAGUGUGGAAGGAAGACCAUUCUUCGGAAGAUCUGGUUAUACUAUCGGAUUAA